This is a messenger RNA of Pocillopora verrucosa, 1754 nucleotides long. RefSeq lists its product as uncharacterized. NCBI's taxonomy places the organism in Eukaryota, Metazoa, Cnidaria, Anthozoa, Scleractinia, Pocilloporidae. The record is from RefSeq and is a predicted model, not a curated record.
CGUGGCAGCGUCAUUAUUUGACUCAGAAACGGUUCGUUUAAGAUGGGUUGGUUACGUUGCAUUUAACCGCUAUUAUCCUAGGCGGAAUAGAACAUUAAUAGCUCAUUUGACGCAAGUUUUUAUUGUUUUGGAUACAAACUGUUAUAACAAGGACUUUGAAGAUAAAAUGAGUCAUUCGCUCUUAAACCGUUGACGUGGUUUAGUCUAGGAAACAGUCAUCUUCGAUUAACGUUUGCCAACUAUAGCGGUAUGAGAAACACGGAAGAGAUCAGAAAUAGAGCUUUACGCAACAGACCAACUAAAGAACACACAAAGGAAGUCCUCGAAAUUAUUCGAAAGCGAGCGGAAGAAGAUGUUGACUCAAACGUUCUCUUUGAUGAAGGCUUGCUGAGAAGAGCUUCGGUAACCCGACCGAACGAACCCUUGCCAUCGAUUCGAGUCGAUCCAGGCACUGCGAAGAGACGAAGUUGUCCCGCUGACUUGAACAACGAAGAGGCCGACUUCAUUCCGAAAUAUCGAUGGAGAUCGUUAAGCGAUGCACCUCUGCUUGAACGCGAGGGUCGUUCACCCGGUGAUCGCUUGGCAGCUUCACCUGCUAGAAGUGAUACUUGUAGGAAAGAGCGACGAGUUUCGCUUCUUUCAACCAAUCUUCCACCUUUGGAAGCUGAGCUGAGGCAUAAUCAGUUGGAACGACCCAGCUGCGUUCCAUCGCUACACCGUAAUGAUGUACUCAUACUGCCAAAGGGAGCUAUAAACGUCAACUCAAACUAUGAGGACGAAGAUCUGUUCACAGUGAAUGGUGUUUAUCAUCAUGACGAAAACCGUAGAUGAUACUGAAUUGCGGAUUUCACCGAAACAAUUUGACACAAAAUCGUGAAUAAUACCACCGUUAAGCGAAGUGUCUCAAGCUCACUGUGUGAACUCAGUUUGCGAGGUAUUUCUGUUGAUAAGGAGACUUUGUUGACAUCAACGACAGGGAAGUCAAAGCUGUAUGAAAUGCCACGUGUAUAAUACAAGCCAAGACUCUUUGUACUUUGUUUAAAGGUGUCAAAUACGUACUGUUACUAUUCUCGAGCAGGACUGCAUUUGUACAUUAUUUUAAAUUCUCAUUGAACGACAUUUUCAAACAACUGAAAACCCGACGGCACAAAAGUUUGCGAGAAGAAUUUACUUUACACAACUAAAUGGCAAACAGUUCGUUAUUUGCCGUAAACAAAAUGAUGCUAACAGUGGUUAUAAUCACCUCCGCGGGGGUAGAUAACUACUUAAGACUGUAUUAGACUCUGUAAGUUAACAAUGCGAUCGUGUAAAAAUAUGUACAAAGGAACUGCUGAUUAUUUUUCCAACUUCCGCAAAGCUGAAAAAAGUUAGCAAAACUUUCAUGAAAACAAAAUACUUUAAUUUAAAACACAACACCAAUAUUUGAAAUAUUUCGAACAAACUAGAAGGGAUCUUGAAUCCACAUCUUUGUUGGUUGUUUAGAUUCAUUGAUCGUUUAAAACAAAGAAGAUUAAUCAAGUAUGGCGGGGUAGGCUAUUAAUAUUAUUAUUAUUAGGAAACAAAAUGUUCCUUUGUUUUGUCACAAUUUAGAUUAGAUAACGAUCUUUCUUGACGCAGUUGCAAGGUUCAUUGUUCCAGCUGCCUAGAUAGCGAUAAAGGCUUGGACGAAAGUUUGAAAAGUUUCAAUUUUAGUUGAAUUCUUGAAGAGCCAGACAUCAAUACGAACACAUGUAUACUGAUUAAAAUUUUGGAAA